AAAUAUAUCAAAAUAAAUUACGUUGUUCCAACUAUUAAUCACAGACAACUGCUCUUUUACAGAUUUCCAUUACGAAAUCCUGAGUGCAAUGCUAAGUGGAUAAAAGCUGUUGGACGAAAGGGCUUUAUUCCAUCAAAAAAUUCACGAUUGUGUAACAAUCAUUUUUUGAAAAGUGAUUUUAAAACUUCAGUUGGUGGUACCUAUAAAUUGUUAUUGUGUGAUGAUGCUGUACCAUCAAUAUUCAACAUUACUGUUAUUCAAACACCAAUCAAAAUAUAUCGCUCAGAAAUUUGUGAACCAACUUCAAGUCAAUUAACUACUACAGAGUUCUCUACAUCAGUUCAAGAUGAACCAUUAUGUCCUACUCCAAAAAGAAAUUUGUGUUUUAAAAGUGCUGAAGAAAAAUCUUCAUUACUCUCCACUCCUUCAAAAUUAGUACUUAAAAAUAAAAUAAUAAAGCAAGCUAACACAAUUAAAUUAUUAAAGCAACAAAUCAGACGUAAAUAUAUUAAAAUUAAUGCUUUAGCAGGUCUUUUAAAGUUACUUAAAGACAAAAAGUAUUAAACAUGGAAUCUGAAGAACUUAUGUUAGACAAAUUUGGAGGACUCUCUCAAGAAUUAUUUUCCAACAUUCAUAAAAAUCAAAAUAUCGAUUCAAAAGGUAGACGUUAUAGUAAGAUAAUAAAAGAAUUUAUAUAAACAAAUAUUAUUUUCACAUCAAUA
Molecule: messenger RNA, 722 nt
Organism: Melanaphis sacchari
Lineage: Eukaryota; Metazoa; Arthropoda; Insecta; Hemiptera; Aphididae
Product: THAP domain-containing protein 1-like
Exons: 1
Molecular function (GO): sequence-specific DNA binding
Source: RefSeq, a predicted model, not a curated record